Molecule: messenger RNA, 3736 nt
Organism: Thrips palmi
Lineage: Eukaryota; Metazoa; Arthropoda; Insecta; Thysanoptera; Thripidae
Product: altered inheritance of mitochondria protein 21
Exons: 3
Coding region: 156-3401 (1081 amino acids)
Biological process (GO): regulation of DNA-templated transcription
Molecular function (GO): sequence-specific DNA binding
Source: RefSeq, a predicted model, not a curated record
UGUUGUGAUGCGUUAGCUGCAGCUGCAGCUGCAGACUGCAGCGACUUUCUGCUUGUUGCUUUGUUGCUCUCGCGUUGGCUUUCGCGUUUUCAGAUUGCGUUGUUCAAGAAUGUUUUACUCUGCCAGGUAGCUGCUCAAAGAACUUCUAAGUUUGGAUGAGAAGUAAAUGUCAAAGUAUGGCUAACUUUUGCACUUGGUGUUCCAAUCAUGGAUUCUCAAUAAUAUACAACUAUAAGCACAAACUGAUCUGCAAAUAUUUUAGAUGCACUUGUUCUAAGUGUGAAGGUACCAUUACAUAUCUAAGAAAUGUCGCAAUCCAAAGAGUAUCUCAACAAAAGCAAGCUGCAGAAAGAGAAAAAUUUGCUAAACGGCAAAGAGAAAUUGAACGACAGAAAACUGCAAAAAGGAAAAAGGAUGCUAAACAACAGAACUUUCCUGCAAAUCAAAAUGCCGUGGAGAAGAAACGAAUUUCUCGAAAUGAAAAAAGCAGCUGGCAAAAUAGUUCUGUCCGAACACAGUCAAUCCCAUCAACUUCCAGAGACCAAUCUUCCCCACCUUACUGCAAGUUUUGCAGGAAUCACGGCCUAUCAUAUUACUUCAUUGGGCAGCAUUACAAAUGCUGUAAAUAUUGGACCUGUUCCUGUCGCAAAUGUCAAGAUAUCCGAGGCCCAGCAAAGUCUCGUGCAACCAAGGCUGCAGAGGGUUCUAAAAAGCGCAGUCGUAAAGAACGUAGUGAAAGUCCUGAAGGUUCUUCAAAACGCCUUUGUGUUGAAAAUGUAGAUCAGCCUUUACCCAACUGUCCAUUGUGUCUUAACCAUGGCUUUAGUUUCCCUUUGAAGGCACAUCAUAUCAGCGUCUGCUUGCAUAAAAACUGUUCAUGUGAUCCAUGCCGUGAUGAGCGGAAAAGCAUGAAAGAGAAAGUUACACAAGUAGAAGAGAAAGAGGAUAACAAAUCAGAAGAAAGAGAAAAUAAUAAAUCUGAAGGGAAAGAGAAUAUUAAAUCUGAAGAUAAGGAGAGUAAUAAAUUUAAAGAUAAAGAAAAUAUUAAAUCUCUAGAAGAAAAAAAUCAUAAAUCUGAUGAUAAAGAAAAUAUCAAAUCUACUGAACAAAAAAAUUGUAAAUCUGAAGAUCAAGAAAACAUCAAAUCCACAGAAGAAAAGAAUAAUAAAUCUGAUGAUAGGGAAAAUAUCAAAUCUACUGAACAAAAAACUAAUAAAUCUGAAGAUCAAGAAAAUAUCAAAUCUACUGAAGAACAAAAUAUUAAAUCUGAAGAUAAAGAGAAGAAUAGUAUUGCAGUCAAUUCUGUACACUCUGUGACUGCUCCAACUGCACCAACUGACAUGAGGAAACCGUGUGCUGUGGUAGCACCAAAACCUAGGCUGUGUACUGCAUCUUUUAGUUCCUCAUCUUCAUCUAAAGCUUAUAACUACCAAGAAAAUAAAGAUGAAAAUUUACCAAAGAAGAAUGUAGACGUGCAAACUCUUAGUACCGCCGACUCCACAGCACCAGAAGGAAACUUAGGAGCUGAAAAAACUGCAAGCCCAGAAGAAGGGACUGCAGAGAAGAAUAAAUCAGAAAACAUAGCUGAUGCACGCAGUAAGAGUCCAGAAGUAAAUGAGGAUCAAAGAAUCAAUAACUCUCCUCUGCAUGAAGAAGAGACAACUUCAGAAGGGGGUGCACCAGAGCUCAUACCUGAUGUCGAAAGUGAGCUUGCAGAAGUAAGUGAGAUCCGAUUAAGUCAAGGAACUAGCAACUCAUCUGUGUAUUCUGAGACUGUUGGGAUGCCAGAGAUUUUGGAUGAAGAAUACCACACGGUAUCUGAAAUCUCUGAGUCAUCUAACGAUGAGGGAAGCAACUUGAGUGCAGAUGGUGAGGAAACAAGUACCAAAGUUACUGAGGCAAUGGGAAUGAUGAGUAAUGAGGGCGGUGAUAUGGUCAUAGAGCCCAACAUUGUUUCCCAGGCCAGUAAUACUCUAUCCGUUAAAAAUAGUGCCCAAGACUCCUCAUGUCCUGACAAAUGCAAAGACCAUGUGGAAGACCAAGUGGUUGAAGAAGAACCGAGCAAAAGUGAUUCAAUUGUAAGCAAUAUUGGAAAGGUUGGUGAAGGCUCUGAAGAGGAAUCUAACGGCAGUCAAGCUAUUAUUUCUAAAUCAACGGAGGACCUUUCAAACAACAGCCUUGAGUCUGAAGCAACACCAAUACCAUUCGCUGAAACAGGCCUUUCUGAUCCAAGGCCAGAAAUGGCUAUUGAAGGAGAUUCGACAUCCAUGGAAGCAAGGAAAGGCUAUGACAGGGAUAGCUGCAAUGAAGGAACCAAUGCCAUCGAAACUACUCCAUGUGUACCAAUGAGUCCAACUCACAGUGCACCUCGACAUAUUUCCAACGAAGAUAAUAUGUCGAGUAAGCUUUUCUCUGAAGUGUCUGAAAUAAAUGGCAGUUCUAAUGUGGCUAGGGAUACCAAUUCACUGAGCUUUAACAGUUUAGAAAAUAAAGACUGCGAGGAAAAAGCAGGUUACCAGGAAUCCUGUUCACAUCAAGAAACCACUAUGGAUGCAUCAAAAAAUUCGACUUUGACAUCGUGUCCUGAGAAGAAAGCUCCUGAUGACAUGGCCGAUUUGAUGGCAAAACUGGCUACUUUGGGAAAAAACUUGCAGAGUGCUUUGCCUCUUUCCCGAUCUCUCAGCGUUCCCGCAAGUUUAGAGAGAUCCCUGUUUGAUGAAAGUCAGCCCUUUGAUUUAUCCUCUCAUCUCCAGAAGAGCUUGUCCAAUUCCCGUCAUCAAGGAACACCUUCAAACACAAUUCAGCCCGGAAGUGAAUUGGUUCAAGAAAAUGGCUCAGAGGGAAUACCUAUUGUAUCCACGCCUGCAUGUGCCGAAAUGCGCCCGGAAAAGCCAAAAGAAACACCCCAAGAAGGUGCUGAGUCUCUCGAAAAUCUUACUGAAAACGUUCAAGAAAAUCCAGAGUUUUAUCAGAAGCCGAGAGAAAACUCCCAAGAAGAUCCAGAUUUGUGCAGUAAGGAAACCGACAGCUCUGUUACUCCACCAGCACUUCAUCUUGUGGAGGACGCAACUCUCCCUCAAGAAAGUACCAAUGCUGAAGAGGUAACUAUUUCUCCAGCAGAAUUGCCCUCUGGAAAUGUAGAGGUAAAUUUACAGAAAGAAUGUGAUGGGUGUCACAAGGUCUUCUCUGCGUCAACUAAUUUUAGAAUUCAUCAGUACCUUAAGCAUGAUGUGGACUGUGAGUCUAACCCUGGCACAAUGUACCAGUGUAGAGAGUGUCCUUAUGAAAAUGAGAAAGAAAUAGCUACUCUCGAUCAUGAGAGUAGUCACAUGUCCCUUGUACCUUUGGACAGAAUGCUAAAGUUAUUUUGUGUCAUUAGCAAUGAGUAUAAAAGAACUUAAACAAGCUAAGACUUUUAGUUCAAUAUGAAAUUGAACCAUUGUAAAUCAAAGCAAAGACUUGCGUCUUAUUUCAGUACAAUAAACUGUGAUUGAUAGUUUAUCAAAAAAGAACUGUUUUUCUAGAUUAUUACGUAAUGUUUUGUCAUUCUUUUAUUAAUGUUUUAUAUUAUGCGACUAUGCAAUGGAAUUAUAAAUAUGUUAAUUCAAAUAAGUUUCUCAAACAUGUGCCUUAAUAAAUAAGCCGUGUAUUCUGUUUGAUUAUAAGGACUGAUUACCAUUUAAUUAUUUUUCAAUUUGUUUGUAACAGUAUGAAAAUAUAAUUUUUGUACAAACAA